AUGAUAAGAUCAAAAUCGCCUAUAUGCGUCACAGAUGGCUUCCUAUUGGUUGGAAUGACAGAACCAAUGGACGGCUUUGUUUUACAAUCACCCGAACAUCUUUUCGAAGUCUUUCUCGAAAUCCAUGAGCCGAUCAAUAAAGAACCACCAGAAAUCUUAGUCAAAUAUCCCGAUGAUUUCUCAGAUCCGAUUCUGAAAACAGCAGCUAAUUUUGCAUAUCCAUGUCAAAUUCCGCCUGAUGAUCAAAGUGAACAUUUCACAUUUGUCAUUCUUGAUUCAACAGGGACUUUAUUCCGAUUUGGUUAUUGCCGUCGAUCGAAUCGCGAAUCAACGUGUUUAUGUUUAAUCAGUUAUUAUCCAUGGUUUGAAAUAUUCUAUAAUAUUCUUAACGAUUUAUCACAAAUUAUCAAUUCGAAAUCAACUACAGAAGUGGAAACAUUUCUCUCAUCCUUAUACAAUCAUAAACUAUUGUCUUCUGAAGAAUUUUACAAUAACUCUUGCAGAGAAACCAUUGAAAUCACUAGUCUUUCAAAUAUUUAUACAUACUCUCGACCUGAUCUUCGUAAAUUGCCUUCGACGUUAUCAAAUCGUAAUUUUUCGGUGUUAUUUUCCUGUUUGGGGCCUGAUAACAUGUUACGUUUAUUUUCACAUUUACUUUUCGAGCGACGAAUUUUAUUCAUAUCAUCGAAGUUGUUCCAUCUAACUGCAUGUGCUUGUGGAUGUUUACAUUUAAUUAAUCCAAUGCAUUGGCAAAACAUAUUCUUGCCAAUUCUUCCCGAAUCGAUGACAUGGACAGCGCAAUGCUCAGCACCGUAUAUUAUUGGAAUUCACUCAAGUCUCUAUUCGAAAUUGAAUCGCAAUGAACUAGGUGAUGUCGUGAUCGUCAAUAUCGACAAUCGAACAAUCGAGUCUCAAUACAAUGAUCUGAAUCUAUUCCCAAAGCAAUUAGUACGUCAGAUGAGAAAAGAUAUUCAACAAUCAUCACAAUUGGCUGGUGAUCAUUUAGCAAGAGUUUUCCUUCGAACAAUGGCAUUUGUAAUCGGAAAUUAUGCAAGUGGAUUUGUUGAGAAAAAUGAGAAAUUAGAUUUUGAUAGAGAUGUUUAUUUGAAACAAUAUCAAGGAUCAGAUUUAUAUAAUUUUAUGUCUUCAAUCGUCAAUACACAAAUGUUUGAACAACUUUCUCGGUAUCGAACUCAUGUUAAAAUUACACAUGAGACUGAAAUGGAUGAAUUCGAUAUCGAAGUUAGAAAUCUCGAACAAUCGAAACAAACACGGGCCAAUAAGAAAAUCUACAAAAUUCUAGAAAAGAAUGUUAAAGACAGCACUCGACAUUCGACUGUUACUUACACUUCCAAUCGAAAAAUUGUAAUCGAUGAAAGAAAUAAGGCAACAAAUCCUCUCAUUGAACAAGUACAAAAUAAAGCUGAAAGGUUACAAACGGCUAUUAAUAAAGCUGGACAAAAGGUUGUGAGUGAAGCAUCAGCAGUGAAAACAAAUUUGACUUCGUUUGAUAUAAAUGAUGUUAUCCGACGAAAAGUCGAGGAGUCCAUCGAAUCGAAUCAUCUCGCGCUUCCACAGCCAAAUCACUCCGGUACAUUAACCUCUUCAUCUUCACGUUCGACAACACCUGGACUAGAUCCAUCAAAAGCGAAUUCCCUAAUCGAUUUUGAUACUGACGAAAAUUUAUUAUUACCAUCUCCCAUCGUGUUAGAUGUUGUUCAAGUACCUUCAGCUCCCGAACCAUCCCGUUUAUCGCCAAAAAUUGAUUCGAAAAUCAAACAAUUACAGAGUGAACUUCAAUAUAAAGUUCAAAUCUUCGAUGGCAAACGCAUCAAUCCUCGAGAAGAAUAUGGUGAAGAACAAACAGAGAUCAAAACUCUUGUUCAACAAUUCGACCCAUUGAAUGAAUCGAGUGCAGUCCUAUUUCGUUCGGAUAUCAAUGCAGCUGAUCGUCAUCCAUCACUCAAUGAACAUAUUCCUACGAAUUAUGUGAAUAAUGUCCUGAGAAAUAUUCAAUCAACGUAUGGUACAAAUACGCGAAUGAAUCCUAGAACUACUCAUCCGGUGCAACACGCUUCUCACUCGUCAUUAGCAGCAGAUUUCGAUCCAUUGGUGGCACCAGAAGCUAGUCUCUAUCCCUCUUUCCAAUCAACGGAAACACAUGGAUCGAAUUUAAUUGAUUUUAACUGA
Adineta ricciae is the source of this 2190-nucleotide messenger RNA. NCBI's taxonomy places the organism in Eukaryota, Metazoa, Rotifera, Eurotatoria, Adinetida, Adinetidae. The record is from the annotation of a GenBank genome assembly.